This is a messenger RNA of Didymella exigua CBS 183.55, 1819 nucleotides long. Its product is annotated as glutamate-rich WD repeat-containing protein 1. The transcript has 3 exons. Gene Ontology annotation, molecular function: protein binding. The record is from RefSeq and is a predicted model, not a curated record. Bases 245 to 1735 code for a protein of 496 amino acids. NCBI's taxonomy places the organism in Eukaryota, Fungi, Ascomycota, Dothideomycetes, Pleosporales, Didymellaceae.
CUACCGUAUCCACCGUGUCUACCGUGUCUAGUGUGUCUACUGCAUCUGCUGUGUUUGUAAGCACGCUCUGGCGAGAAAGUCGUUCCUCGAGCGCCUGGGAUGGCGGCCUUGCGGUGUGGAUCCCUGGUGCAGCCGGCGCUACCGACCCCUCCGAACUUUUUUUGACCUCUGCGACGGUGACGUGGGGUGCCCUUUCUGCACACACACAACGCUCUCACGCGCACCGCAAUCACAACAGCCGACCAUGGCCAAGCGACCCGCCGACUCGCAUUCCGAGGUCGAGGCCAUCAAGAAUGGCGACCGUCCCAUGCAGGCCGACCCGACAGACGAGGGACUCGACUUUGAGGACGAAUUCGAGGACGAGUUUGAGAGCGACGACGAGAUCCUCGAGGCCGGCGUCGACGGGCGACCCGACGAGGAGCGCGAGGCCGAGGAGAAGCAGCACGCCAUGGACGUCGACCAGGACACAUUCAUCCCCGGCCGGCACAAGCUCUCGGCCGGCGAGACGCUCGCGCCCGACCUGUCCACAUACGAGAUGCUGCACGCGCUCGAGGCGCCGUGGCCGUGUCUCUCCUGCGACAUUGUCCGCGACGGGCUGGGCUCCGGCCGCACGACAUACCCGGCCACCGUCUACGCGGUCGCCGGCACGCAGGCCGCGCAGGGGAGAGACAAGGAGAACCAGAUGAUGGUGAUGAAGAUGAGCAGUCUGUCGCGCAUGGACAAGGACGACGACGACGACGACGACGACGACGACGAAGACGAAGACGCCGACGCAUCAGACCCCAUCCUCGAGACCAAGUCGAUCCCGCUGCAGAGCUGCACCAACCGCAUCCGCGCGCACCAGUCGCCGCAGGCGACGUCGGCGCGGCCGCCGACGACCCUCACUGCGGCGAUGAUGGAGAACGGACAGGUGGUGAUCCACGACGUGACGCCGCACCUCGCCUCGUUCGACACCCCCGGCACGACCAUCACCGCCGCACAGAACAAGCCGGUCUGCACGAUCCGCGCGCACAAGGCCAACGAAGGCUACGCGCUCGACUGGUCGCCGCUGGUGCCCGAGGGCAAGCUGGUCACGGGCGACGUCGCCGGCAACAUCUUCGCCACGACACGCACACAGGGCGGCGGCUUCGUCACCGACACGACCCCCUUUACUGGCCACAGGGGCACGGUCGAGGAGCUGCAGUGGUCGCCGACCGAGAAGCACGUCUUCGCGUCGGCGUCCAACGACGGCUGCGUCAAGAUCUGGGACGCGCGCUCCAAGUCGCGCAACGCCGCCGUCUCGGUCCAAGUCAGCAACACCGACGUCAACGUGCUCUCGUGGUCGCACCAGACGGCGCACCUGCUCGCCACGGGCGCCGACGACGGCGAGUGGGCCGUCUGGGACCUGCGCCAGUGGAAGCCCUCGACCUCCCUAGACGCGUCGGCCAAGCCCACACCCGUCGCGAACUUUACCUUCCACCGCGAGCAGAUUACGAGCGUCGAAUGGCACCCCACAGACGACAGCAUCGUCGCCGUGUGCGCUGGCGAUAACACCCUGACGCUGUGGGAUCUCGCCGUCGAGCUCGACGACGAGGAGAGCAGGGACACGGCUGGCGUCCAGGACGUCCCGCCCCAGCUGCUGUUUGUGCACUACAUGGAUCAGAUCAAGGAGGCACACUGGCACCCGCAGAUCCCGGGCAUGCUCAUGGCCACGGGCGGGUCGGGGUUCGGCGUUUUCAAGACAAUCAGCGUCUAGUUCAAGCACGACGGCGUUUUCAAGACACGGCGCGACAAUACGAAACAUGCAUCUCACCCAGCUCUCAACGCGUGAUCACGUUAC